Molecule: messenger RNA, 324 nt
Organism: Prunus armeniaca (apricot)
Lineage: Eukaryota; Viridiplantae; Streptophyta; Magnoliopsida; Rosales; Rosaceae
Source: the annotation of a GenBank genome assembly
AUGCAAGAAGAGCUAAAUCAGUUUAUAAGAAAUGAUGUUUGGUACCUUGUUCCUAGACUAGCCGAAAAAAAUGUUAUAGAUGUCAAAACUGCUUUCUUGAAAGACAUCUUGAAUGAAGAAGUCUAUGUUAAGCAACCAAAAGGCUUUGAAGAUCCACUUCAUCCCAAUGAUGUGUUUCGAUUGAAAAAGGCACUCUAUGGGUUGAAACAAGCCCCUAGAGCAUGGUAUGAGAGGUUAUCCUCUCAUCUUCUAGGAAAUGGAUAUGUUAGAGAGUCUGUUGACAAAACCUUGUUUGUCAAAUUUUAUUCAUGUCAUGACUAUUGA